This is a messenger RNA of Auanema sp. JU1783, 1080 nucleotides long. Lineage: Eukaryota; Metazoa; Nematoda; Chromadorea; Rhabditida; Rhabditidae. The record is from the annotation of a GenBank genome assembly.
AUGAUUGAUCGCUUUUUCAUUUUGUUGAUUGUUGUAUUAUCUAUAUCUGCUGAACGUUCUCGGACCCGUAUUCCUACUAAUGAAGAGGCAUCUUGUCCAUCAAAAUGUCGAUGUGAUAGGACGAACAUUGACUGCCGAGGAUCUCGUCACACAAGUGAUGUGUUCCGUCAAAUUCAAAGCAAAGCCUUUCCUUAUCUAGAAACUUUAAUUUUCACUGGAAGCAACUUUGGGGAUAUUAGCAAUAAUAUCUUUGAAACAACAUCUCUCAAUUCACUCUCAUCCGUGAACCUGACUGACAAUGACAUUACUGAAAUUUCAUCUGAAACAUUUAAAAACAGUCAAGCUAUAGAAUAUCUUCAUUUGAAUAAGAACGAAAUUAAGAAAGCAGGGAAAGAUACUUUCAGAUAUCUCCAAAGGCUUCGUCGUUUGGAUUUGAAUGAAGCUCUUGGCAUCCGUUCUGGACAAAGCAAGGCUGAUUUACUGUCUCUCAUGUUUGACGCUAGUAGCCCUACGUCUCAUCCAGAACUAACUGAAAUAAAUUUGAAUAAUAAUCAUAUCUCUAUGCUCCACAACGAUACCUUUUGCCGCGUUUCGGGCUUACUAAAGUUGGAUUUAGCUAAUAAUAAUUUAUCAUCUUUCUCCGUCUCUCCCAACUGUCUUCAAUCUUUGAAAGCUCUUGAUCUGAGUGGAAACAACUUCACAACUAUACCUGCAUCUUUAUGGGAAUCACUGCCGGUCUUAACAUCUCUUGAUAUUUCUAACAACCCCCUGCAGUGUGACUGCUCAUUAGAACCUUUCCUUCACAUAGCUAAAAGCGAAAAUAACGAUUUUAUGAAUCAGGGUCAUACAUACUGUGCUGGACCGGCAAAUCUUAAAGGUCAAAACUUAUUUGAAUUGCGAAUUAACCUUUGUCAAACAAGCGGAUAUGGCUUCGGUACGUUCCUGAUCUUGCUUCUACUCGGCGCAACUGUGCUCUUUGGUUAUCGUCGUUUCCGACGAAACAAUAAUCAUGGUCCUCCAUUCCAAUUCGGAUACUCCGGCUUGAACAUAGAUGAUGAAGUUCAGCCCGAAUUUGUUUAG